This is a messenger RNA of Brassica napus (rape), 639 nucleotides long. Its product is annotated as transmembrane protein 230-like. Lineage: Eukaryota; Viridiplantae; Streptophyta; Magnoliopsida; Brassicales; Brassicaceae. The record is from RefSeq and is a predicted model, not a curated record. Gene Ontology annotation, cellular component: endomembrane system. The transcript is spliced from 2 exons. Bases 122 to 433 code for a protein of 103 amino acids.
CAAAAGUUUUUGAUUUUGUCGUCUUCUUCGACAUUUGCCAUCUUCACCUUCAAGUUAACAUCGCUGUGAUUCUAAUCUUUCUCUGGUGAAUUCGAUUCGAAGUAGCUAGCUAUAAUAAUCAAUGGCGUACGUGGACCACGCGUUCUCGAUAUCGGACGAGGACCUAAUGAUUGGGACUUCGUACACCGUCAGCAAUCGACCGCCGGUGAAGGAAAUCUCGCUCGCGGUGUCUCUCCUCUUGUUCGGAAUCCUGGGAAUCGUCUCCGGUUUCUUCAUGGCGUACAACCGAGUCGGCGGCGAUCGAGGCCACGGUAUCUUCUUCAUAGUCCUCGGGUGUCUUCUGUUUAUCCCGGGCUUUUACUAUACACGGAUCGCAUACUACGCAUACAAAGGAUACAAAGGUUUCUCCUUCUCAAACAUACCCUCCGUUUAACACGGUCUCUUCUUUCUUACUCCAUGUAUAGUACUGAGGGCAGGUUUUUAAUAUUGCUUAAUGACUAGUGUGAUGAUGUUUACAUGACUUGAAUGAUCCCUGUUUGAUAUGUACUCUCUUUUAAUUUCUCACUCUCUAUGUAAACAUAUACUACUUUGUCCGUGUUAGAAAAAAACAUGAAAUGCAAAACAACUAGUUUUAGUUAA